Molecule: messenger RNA, 4272 nt
Organism: Linum trigynum
Lineage: Eukaryota; Viridiplantae; Streptophyta; Magnoliopsida; Malpighiales; Linaceae
Source: the annotation of a GenBank genome assembly
CACCCAUUGCAGAAACUGUCGAACACCAGCCUGAAAAGGAAAUGCCUGUUCGUGGAAUUCAACAUCGCGGGAUGUGAUGAUAUGAUCCCAGUUGGAUCAAUCCACAAUUCAAAAUUACUUGCCAAAGACGUCAUCUCAACUCACAUGAAGAAUUCUGAUUUUUGGCUAAGUGUUGAAACAGUUUCAGGUAGCCUACUUUGGAAGCUUGUAUCUCACACAUGGCUCAAUCAAAAUGGAAGAUCAAGAGCUUGUUUGGAAGAUAAUGUUAAUAUGUUUACAUUGGUAUAUUUUGGAGUUCAAGGAGAUGUCUGGAAGGUCACUUUCAAAGCCCAUCAAAAAGCUACCUCAAAACAGGAAAACUGCCUAAAUUUGGCUAAGGCAGAAAACUGUUUUGAGAUACCAACUUUGAAGGCCUAUAUCUGGAGAUUGGAGAAUGAUCUUGGGCUGAUUCAAGUUGGAGGUGAAAUAGGAAGUUUUCUUAUACAAAGGCAAGGAAUUGGUUGAAUUCGAAUCAACCUAGAAGACCAUUUUUGAAGGGCUCAAAGAUGCUAUGAAGCCUGUUUUCCUAGGCAGACUUGCUUGCGUUUUAAGUAAAUUUAUUGGCCAGCAAGUUACCUUGUUUUACUAGAAUUCUUUAGCCUAUCCUGUUCUAAUUAGUUUCCUUGUUCAUCUAGGUUUGUAUUAGGUUUAUUUUCCUUUAAAUACUCUUCUAUUUUCGUUGUAAAAAUUCAGACUUUGUUGAAUAGAAAUCGAAACCGUUUGGUUUGUGCAAGUUGCGACUUGUUUUGGGUUUGGUGGAUUCCAAACUUGCUGAGCUUGUGUAUCGAUUGAAUAGUCACUUCAAUCAUGGUCGAGCAACUACCAUUCUAUACCAAUCGAGCGUUCCCCAGGUGUGGAAUCGUCCUUUUGGUUCCGUUUUAUCCAAGUUCGUAUUAAGAACGCUUCGUUCUUGAUUCGAGCUCAAUCGAAGAAGUCGUUAGCUGCGUGACUUUGAUAAAAUAGACCCCCCAGGGGCGUAUUAAGUGGUAUCAGAGCCUGGUUCUACACAAGGGCGAAGGAGAAGAAGAACCUACUGUUUCGUACAAGCAGAUUCUCGAGUUCCAAAACAGGACAGCCCCUGUUUAAGUUUUGCAGCUGCUGCUUCGUGAGAAAUUGCAAUGGAAAACUCCCUUCGAGCAAAGGAGUUGGUAGAGGGCAGUAAGGAGGAGCAGCAGGCUCGAUUUUGUGGCAUAGAGAAGUCUCCAGCAGUCGUCAUCAAGCAUAGAGAGUCCGACGAACAGCGGGACAACCUGUUUCAUAGCCGGUGUUUCGUGGACGAAAAAUUGGUGUCUCUAGUAAUCGAUGGAGGCAGCUGUGCAAACCUCGUCAUCUUUGACGCUGUCAAGAAGCUCGGAUUGACGACACAGAAGCAUCCUCAACCAUAUAGCCUCAGCUGGAUCAACGAACACGGAACGCUCAAUGUGACGAAACGAGCUUUGGUUCGUUUUAAACUCGGCAGCUAUGAAGAUGAAGUGGUUUGUGACGUUGUACCAAAGCAUAAAGCUCACGUAUUGCUUGGUCGUCCCUGGAAAUUCGACAGAAGGGUCAUCCACGAUGGCUGGGAGAAUUCGUAUACGUUUAAACAUGAGGGCAAGAAGAUCAAAUUGAAGCCUAUGUCCCCCGAUGCAGUUUUUGCCGAUUUAAAACAUAUGGAGGAGAAUAGGAACGAGGGAAAAAGUGUUCAAGCUCAGUUGUGGGUUCAACGACGAGUUGGGUUCAAUUUCAUGAGCUUUAGGAAGCCUCAGAAGGAAGAAUUCUCGUCGGAAUCUACUUCACAUAACAACCCCUGUUCUGCCCGGAAGGAACUCUGUUUUGCGCCAGUAAAAUCGAAUCUCGAGAAGGCAGACGAACUAGAGGAGUUAAAGGAAGGAUCGAGCCAGUUGGAGAGUGAAAAAGUCUUCUUCGAAGGUAUAGGACUGUCGACCAGUGGAGUUGGAGCGUCGGGGAUUCCUGAAUUUGCUCGAAUCGAGCCGUUGAUGAAUACGUCGCCAAGUUGUCCGACGUCAAAGAAACAGAACAGUGACCAGGCUCUCGUGGGCAAGCCAGCUGGGGAAGCUUCGACUUGCAAAAAUGGUACAGAAUCAUACGAAAAGACCCCAGAAUUGUUAAAAACACGCUCGAUCGAACUGAAACUGCCUGCAUUGGAGGAUUAUGCAUCCGAAAUUUCCCCUCUGUUUUCGUCAAACGGAGUCGAAGAAGGGAGCUUAUUGGGUAACACGAUGGCGCACGAAUUGACACCAACGGACAUUGCAGAAUCAUUGAAAUCCGCCCCCAAACGCUUUAAUGUCGAUCGAUUUAAGCCGAAGAGACCUGAAUAAAAAACGCCCAAUCUGGGUUUUUUGAUCCCAAACGCGACGAACAGCGAGCAAGUGGGAGGCGAAUUGGUUGCGGAGUUUGGAGAGGAUUCGACGCAAGCUAGCAAUUGGGUUCGAUUUCUGGAGUUCCAUGGAACGUGUCGGAGGCCUCAAUUCGUCCCCAAGAAGCAUCAAUCAAAAAUACCCAAUUCGGAUUUUCAUGGCCGAAAAUUUGGAGGAGAAAAGAAUCGUUCGAUUAGAGAGAUUGAGGGUGAUUCGAAGAUAUUGGAGGACGUGGAUAAGCUCGUGGAAGUCCAAGGAAGUUGUGUGAGUGAACAAUUCGUUUCAGAAAUGUCAAGAUAAAAAACCCCUAAUUUGAAUCGUGGCUCGUCGGAAUCUGGGUUUUGGUUGUCGGAUUCUGGAAAUUUGAACCUUUUUGUUGGCGGGAAAGUCGGGGCUGGUCAUUGGAGACGAAUUGAACGAUUUCGAAGCAUGGGAGAAGGUGGGAUGGACUCUUGGGAGACAUUAGAGGCUAUUGCAAGCAACGAAUUGGACCGAGGUGCCGAUGACAAGAAAUUUCCAAAUUCGAAGGUGUCGCCGGCAAACACAAGUUCGCCGGAAUCUGGAAAUUGCCCGCUGGAUUCUGGAAAAUUAAGGCAAAGUGUUCUCGGUUCGAUUGAGCCAAAUUUUUGUGUGGGUAAGGUCCAUUGGAGCCCUACAAAUCUAAUGAAGCUCAAAUCGUGGAGAACAGAGGCCAAUUUACAGGCUGGAGAAGAAUUUAAAGUUCAAAAUUUAUUGCCGCAAAGUGUGUUUGGGCAGACCUCUUUCGAUCCAAUUUGAGAUCAAUUUUGUGACGUUUUUGACAAGAAGCAGCUUCAAGCUUUGAGGUCAAAUCUUUUUGAAGAGGGAGAGCCUGAUAUGAACCCAAUUGGAUCAAUCCACAAUUCAAAAUUACUUGCCAAAGAAGUCAUCUCAACUCAAAUGAAUAAUUCUGAUUUUUGGUUGUGUUGAAACAGUUUCAGGUAGCCUACUUUGGAAGCUUGUAUCUCACACAUGGCUCAAUCAAAAUGGAAGAUCAAGAGCUUUUUUUGAAGAUAAUGUUAUUAUGUUUACAUUGGUAUAUUUUGGAGCUCAAGGAGAUGUCUGGAAGGUCACUUUCAAAGCCCAUCAAAAAGCUACCUCAAAACAGGAAAACUGCCUAAAUUUGGCUAAGGCAGAAAACUGUUUUGAUAUACCAACUUUGAAGGCCUAUAUCUGGAUAUUGGAGAAUGAUCUUGGGCUGAUUCAAGUUGGAGGUGAAAUAGGAAGUUUUCUUAUACAAAGGCAAGGAAUUGGUUGAAUUCGAAUCAACCUAGAAGACCAUUUUCAAAGGGCUCAAAGAUGCUAUGAAGCCUGUUUUCCUAGGCAGACUUGCUUGCGUUUUAAGUAAAUUUCUUGGCCAGCAAGUUACCUUGUUUUACUCGAAUUCUUUAGCCUAUCCUGUUCUAAUUAGUUUCCUUGUUCAUCUAGGUUUGUAUUAGGUUUAUUUGCCUUUAAAUACUCUUAUAUUUUCGUUGUAAAAAUUCAGACUUUGUUGAAUAGAAAUCGAAACCGUUUGGUUAGUGCAAGUUGCGACUUGUUUUGGGUUUGGUGGAUUCCAAACUUGCUGAGCUUGUGUAUCGAUUGAAUAGUCACUUCAAUCAUGGUCGAGCAACUACCAUUCUAUACCAAUCGAGCGUUCCCCAGGUGUGGAAUCGUCCUUUUGGUUCCGUUUUAUCCAAGUUCGUAUUAAGAACGCUUCGUUCUUGAUUCGAGCUUAAUCGAAGAAGUCGUUAGCUGCGUGACUUUGAUAAAAUACACCCCCAGGGGCGUAUCAUGUGACAAAGCGCUGAGUGUUCAGAUCAUAUAUGAGAUAUCCUCGUUGACUUGUCGCAUAGCCUAAGAAAAUACAUGUCUGCCC